Molecule: messenger RNA, 510 nt
Organism: Mesorhabditis belari
Lineage: Eukaryota; Metazoa; Nematoda; Chromadorea; Rhabditida; Rhabditidae
Source: the annotation of a GenBank genome assembly
AUGAAAAAGCUUUUUAUUCAAAUUUCUUUUCUUUUACUUUUCUUUCAUUUACUUCUUUGUGAUCCGGAUUGUCUUGAUGGAUAUUUCUAUAAAGAAGAGCUCGAUCUUUGUCUACAAUAUCCAAUCUUUAAUGGCAAUCGCUAUCAAAUCGAUUGGAAAACAGCGAGCUUGUUUUGUCAGAAAUCUGGUGGAAAUCUUCCAUCUAUUCAUAACGCUUUCACAAAUGGAAUUUGGGCCGAUUUACAGAAAAUAAGCGGACACACGUCCGAGUUCUGGUUGGGUGCUGAGCAUGAAUCGAAUGAAACAUGGAGAUGGAUUGAUGAGACUCCCUUUGAUUAUCAACAUUUCCAACGAUCAACUGCUGUUGGUGAUUGUGUGACGCUGGAUGCUAGCGAUCAGUUGUGGAAAUUACGAGAUUGUCUAGGAUGGAGAUUUUUCUUUUGCACAAGUCAACCACUCCUCUCAACUGAUUCAACGAGUUUUCCAACAACGAUUUUUCCAACACAUUUU